UUUAUGUUACUUAGUUGGUUAAAAACUCUUGUGGCUUUAAUUGGUGAGUUAAAUGCAGUUUCAAGUUGUGCAAAGAGAUUAAAAAAAAGAAAGAAAAUUGUUAAACCUGGUUUUGCUGGUUUGAAUAAAUAAUAAAUUUAUGGAACAUAGAAACAUGACAAUGAAACAUUUUAUAUUUGCUGUUAUAUUAAUAUUAUUAGCAGAUUCAGUGAAUUGCAAAGAAAAAGAACACAAAGAAGUAAAAUAUGGAGAUAAAAUUAAUUUGAAAGAAAAAGACCUAAUGAGAAAAUCAAUUGUUUUCGAUAAGAAAACCCCAGAUGUGUUUUAUUGUCCAAUGCAAAAACCUUCAAAUAUGAAUAAAUUAAUAGUACGAUCCCGACCUUUGCACAAAUUAUGCGAGUAUGAAGGGCAAUCAUUACCAACUGAUUAUAAAUCUGAUUGUUAUAAGGACAUUGAUGAAUCAGAUUACGCAUGCAAGGAAAAAUAUAGGAUAAUGAAACGCUUUGCUACUGAAGAAAUCAUCGCUAACAAAAAGAAAUAAUUUUGAACAAGCUAAAUUAAAAUUAGAGUUUAAUACACACAGAUACAUUUAUAUAAUCUACUCACAAAUAUGUACAUACGUAUGUAUGAAGAUGUAUAUGCUAUAACAGAACAGAAUUCAUAGGGCUAAGAUCACACAACAGACAAAAUCUAAUAUUAUGUUCAAAUUUUAACUAUACAUAAUUUGAUGAAUUUUUUUAAAAUGUCAGAGAUCAAUGUUUAAUGCUUUUGUUAAAUAUUUUCAUAUUAUUUAUGUAUAUCAAAAUAAAUCCAACAGACUGUAACUAAAAUUUUGUGUUAGAAUAUAAAUAUAGAGUUACAUAUUUAUAUGAUUAUGUCUGAUGUGUUAACAACACCUAUUUAACUGAAAUAGACACACUACUAACGUUAAAGUUUCCUUUUUCUUAGCCCUAAGUUUUAUUUUACUAUACUGGUGGUCUUAUAAACUACAUUACACCUAAAAAGCUUUUGAAAAAUUCUUUGCUAAUUAAAAUUUUAAUGCUUACUAAUUAAAGUAUGAUAGAGAGAAAUCCAACUAGGUACCCUCAUUUCUAUAUCAUUCUAUUCAAUUUCUAACACUAAUAGGUACAUAAUGUAAACAUAUUUUAUAUUCAAUUUAAAACUAUGUUUGUUUUUUUUUUUUAUUAGUAUUUUAAAAUGAAUUUAAAUUAUUUCAAAAAAAUUUGUAAAUUUUCAAACGAACAAUUGAAAAUUAAGAAUUGCAGGUUUAUUUUUAGUAUUUUUUUAAAAAAAAGGCUUUUAUAUGUUUAUAUAAUUUAUAAUUAUUUUAUAAUUUUAAUUUUUAAUUAUUCUUAGAUGUAUGUAUAUACUUGCCCUAACAUCAUUUAUUUGCUACUAGUUUUCAUCUUUUUGAGUGAAACUUUGAAAAAAUUAAGAUUUGCUGAUAGUUACUAAAAAAAUCAGAAAAAUUUUAUCCUUUUUAUCUAUAAUGAAAACCAUAUGAAUUCAUAAGAAAUAAGGCUGUUCAAAUAAACCUUAUAAAGGUGUAAAAAAAAAUUGUUUCUACCAACAAAUUAAAUGCAUAUCCAAAUUUCCAAUAAAAUCAUUACGAUUAGUUUUUAAAUAUUGUAAAAAUUUUAUGUCAAAAAUCUUUUUGGAUUCUCGUCGUCGAAAAUGACAGAAAAAAAUGUGUUACACUGUUCUUAAAACUUUUAACUACAUUCCUCUUUUUCCUUAAUCUUUCUUAUUUAACUCAUUUCCUUAAGUAACAAAAAUUUAGUCCUUUUAAUAUUUUUUCAACUUUUAUAAUUUUCUUUUAUCUUUAUUGCAAUCUAGUUUUCUUUAAAAAAAUGUAUUUCAACCAACACUUUUUUUAAUAUUCUGAUUAAAAUUAUGUAGAAAUACUUUUAAUAAAAACUCUUUAAUGCGUAAUUAACCUUCUUGCAAACUUAAUAAAUCUCAUUUAAAGGGUAUACUUGAAAUGCAAAUCUUUUUAACAUAUUUGUACAGAUGUGUGCAUUCUAAUUGAAAAAAAAACAUAUCUACAUACACCAUGUUUCUCAAUAUCAAUAUUAUCAAAAAUUACUACUUAUGCACUAUAUUAACUCAUGCACUAAAUCUUAAUUAUUUUACUUUCUUAAACUAAAUUCUUAAAAUUUAAUUUUUUUUUAAUUUAUUUCACAUUUGUAUAAAAACCUUUUGAUUACAUCUACAUAUGUACAUAUUUUGACAAAAUAAU
Molecule: messenger RNA, 2239 nt
Organism: Condylostylus longicornis
Lineage: Eukaryota; Metazoa; Arthropoda; Insecta; Diptera; Dolichopodidae
Exons: 4
Coding region: 140-541 (133 amino acids)
Source: RefSeq, a predicted model, not a curated record